AAUUAUAAAAAUUAUGCAGUACAUUUCCUAACUUUUCCAUUUCCAUUCUUUUAUUUCCAAAAAUUAAUUUAGAUCACAUUCGUCAUCGCUGACAGCUCCGUGCGGUACCAAAACACAAACACCGGAAAAAUGGCCCUCUCGCUUUGGACGAAAUAUUCGAUUUUUACCAAAGCGGCACCCUCCGUUCUACGAAAUUUUUCGUUGUCGUCGAUACACAAAUUAAAAGAAAAGGUGAAGGUAAACGACACGCUGGUGGUGAAGGGAGAGUACGUACCGUCACCGCGCCGAGACACGCUCGUACCCCAGCUAGUGGAGGCACGUGAAUGUGGAGCCAAGUUCUGUCCCCAGUGCACGCUCGGUUUAGAUAUCAAGCACACCGAUGUGCUCAUCCUUAGCCAGUACUUGCGCUCGGACGGCUGCAUGUUACCCCGGCGAGUGACCGGAUUAUGUAAGCGGCAACAGCGGCGCAUCGGUGCGAUGGUCACCAUGGCACAGAAGGCCGGCCUCAUGCCGAAUUUGAAUCCGGCAUCGAGCAAAAAGGACCCGAAGAAACGGUACCAAUGGAAGAAGUACAACAAGUACUUCGAUGAAGAUACGAUCAAAUGCUAGACGCUGGUAUUUAAAAGAGGCAACAAAUAAAUUAGAUGCGUACGUAUACUGUUUUAA
Molecule: messenger RNA, 666 nt
Organism: Anopheles darlingi
Lineage: Eukaryota; Metazoa; Arthropoda; Insecta; Diptera; Culicidae
Gene: mRpS18A
Product: 28S ribosomal protein S18a, mitochondrial
Exons: 2
Coding region: 130-609 (159 amino acids)
Biological process (GO): mitochondrial translation
Cellular component (GO): mitochondrial small ribosomal subunit; ribosome
Molecular function (GO): structural constituent of ribosome; small ribosomal subunit rRNA binding
Source: RefSeq, a predicted model, not a curated record